This is a messenger RNA of Arthroderma uncinatum, 4113 nucleotides long. RefSeq names its product SipA3. Gene Ontology annotation, molecular function: protein binding. The transcript is spliced from 8 exons. NCBI's taxonomy places the organism in Eukaryota, Fungi, Ascomycota, Eurotiomycetes, Onygenales, Arthrodermataceae. Gene Ontology annotation, cellular component: plasma membrane; cytoplasm; endoplasmic reticulum. The record is from RefSeq and is a predicted model, not a curated record. Bases 1 to 4113 code for a protein of 1370 amino acids.
AUGUCGUCACAGAUACAACUGUCGAUACCGCAGGAGGGGAGACUGGUGAAUGUCGUGCCUGUGGUUUUAAAGGAAGCUGCUCUGGAUUCACCGAGUUUUCGAGCCACCACCGUACAUUUCUCGGAGCAGAUAGAUUAUAUGGAAAAAUGGCUCGACAGUUAUAUAAAAACAACCGGACGGCUUACCUCCGAGCUGGCGUCGCUGGAGAACAUAUCGAACGGCAUCCUUUCUCAUAUUGCGUCACCGCCAAAUGUCUCCGAAGCUGUGCUCGAUCAAGACUACGCCUUGCUUGCAAUGAAACGAUAUGGUGAAUGCUUCAAAGAUAGCUGGUCCGGAAUGAUAAACGCAACGAAGCGGUUCGAGUUACAGGUUGCAGAACCGAUCAGGGCCUUUAUGCAGGGAGAUCUACGGACGUUCAAGGAGCUACGGCGGAAUCUCGAUCAGACACAGAAACAAUAUGACCAACUACAGGCGCGGUAUUCCUCUCAGGGAAAGUCAAAAGAACAGUCGUCUCUGAGAGAGGACGCAUUCCAACUCCAUGAGGCUAGAAAAGCAUACCUUAAAGCGUCCCUGGACUUUUCUGUACAGGCGCCGCAGCUCAAGGUUGCGUUGGAAAAGCUCCUUGUAAAGGUCUUCUUCGACCAGUGGCGAGAAUUUCGGAUCGUCCGGGAUGCAUGUUCAACGACAUUUGCCAAAUACGGACAAGAAAUGGAGCGGACCAAGGGCUGGACCCACGAGUUGGAAGCGAGCGAGAAGUCUGCUCGUAGGGAUUUGUUGGUGGCUAGAAAGCAAAUCGAAGAAUCUGUUGAAUACGCUAUCCGACCAUCUCGAGAGCUGGACGAUUACUCUAUAUCGACAGUACCAUACCUUGGCUCUCACGGACCUGCAUCCGUUAAAAUGGCAGAAAGCCAUGUCUUCUUGCCGGAAAAGCAAGGCUGGCUGAAUCUGAGGGUACUUACGGGGAAACCAACGAGAACGGUCUGGGUACGGCGCUGGGCCUUCUUGAAGAACGGCAUAUUUGGAUGUCUAGUUCAGAACCCCAGGACUGGUGGAGUGGAAGAAAGCGAACGCAUCGGCGUAUUACUUUGCAGUAUUCGUCCAGCCUUUCAAGAAGAGCGGCGAUUCUGCUUUGAAGUCAAAACUAAAAGCAACACAAUAAUGUUACAAGCCGAGACACAGAAGGAGCUCACAGAUUGGAUUGGAUCGUUUGAAGCUGCUAAACGAAAAGCCCUUGAAAGUCCCAGCUCGGAGGUGCCGCCAUUUGCCAAGUCCAGCGCUCCAGAUCCUGCAUUUGCGAUAUCCCAACCACCGGCCCCUGAAUUUGCCGCGGACCCUUCUGAUUCUUUAACUCCGCACGCCAGCGAUGAUCAACCAGUUGUCGAGCGUGGGGCUACAACGCCCAUACUAGAUAGGGAUGGUCUAGGUGUCCGGAGUAGCGGUGACUUUGCUCAUUCCAGACGGUCUACAGGUCCAGAUAGAGACGGUGACGGUAACAGCCGUGACCCCGCCUCAAGGAUUAUUCAGAAGUUAGAUAUUCAUCGGAAGGUAAAUCCGAAUUCGCCUCUACUCGUUCCACCUUCGCCCGGUCAACCGUCUAGUGGCAUCGCCAGCUUGAUAUCUGCCAGCCAUAGCGCAUUUCCCAUGGCAUCCGCUUUGAAGGACGGAGAUACUGAGAAUGGCAGAACAAAAGGUGGAGCUGCUAAAGGAGACCGCUCCCAAUCUACCUUGGCUCCAUCAACGCUUGUCAACCCUCCAGCGCCAACAAGUAUGAGCAGAGUGGCUGUUAUUGUGAGCGCUGAACGAGGUAUUGGUAUGGGCCCGACAGAUACCGCCAAUUCGAUACCAACUGGAAUGAUGGCAAACUUAUGGGGAAGCUCGCAGUGGGCGAUGGUAAACCAUCUUCAACGGGAAGAACCAGCGUUAGCCUCCGCGAGCACCCCCGAUCACCCCGUGGUGGAAAUCACGCCAGAUACCCCCUCUAGUGGUAACGGUGUUCCUCAAAGCCGUACUUCCAUGACGCGCCAUAGGGCAACUGUCAGUCUUGGGGAUAGUGCAGCCUUCCAAGCUGACGCCGUAACCGCACCACAUGAGUAUCCAUCCUACUACCCACAGCAGCUGAAGCCGCAUGAUUCUCAAUUCCGUCUGCUGUUCCCACAUAUACCUAGGAUCGAGAGUCUUGUCCUCGUGUUCAGGGCAACAUUCAGCCCCAAUGACCAACAAGACUUCCCUGGAAGGGCGUUUGUGACAACCCACAAUAUAUACUUCUACAGCAACCAUUUGGGCCUUGUUCUAACGACCCGCGCUAAUUUGCGCAGUAUCACCGAGGUUACAGCAGCUCCUGGUAGGGACUGUGACUUUUUAUAUCUUCAUGUCGUUCCAGAGAAAGGAAGUGAUAUUCCUGGUCGUAUGGGCAUCAAGACGUUUUUGGAGCCCUUGAAAUUACUCCAGCGGAGACUAAAUUAUCUCGUUACCAAUGCCGCCCUUGAUAACCCAGCUGGCCUAGACACGGUUAUCAAGACCCUAAUCAAACUAGAAACCAAUGGCCCGACUAGAACUCCAAGUAUGGAUAGCUGGGAAGAUGUGUCAUUGAACACUCCAGCGGAUGAUGGAUCUAUUUUACCAAAGCCAGAAAAAUUACUGAGAGCCACGACCUAUAUUGAUAAUGACCUGGACAUGGACCACGCCAAGCAAAACGUCAGCCCACAGGCUUCUCGCAUAAGGCUACCGAUGCAGCCUGUGGUGUACGAACCACAAGGCUCUCUUAAUCUUGCAGCUGAACAAUACGUUAAUAUGAGCCCUAAAGCUUUAUUCCUUGUGUUGUUUGGCGAUAAUAGUCCAAUUUGGCAACUGUCUCAGCACCAAAGGAGGGCACAGAAUAUCAGGCAAGGCCCAUGGGUCACGCUACCGUCCUCUCAUCUUCGACGUGAGAUGGCCUAUCAAAUUCGUAUGGUUGAUACUUUUGACGUAUUCAAUGAUCACCUAUGCUACGUUGUUACGGACAAGCGGACACCUUGGCAUUUACCGUUCAAGCGGCAAUUUAGGCUCGUUAGCAAGACUGUCAUCACCCAUGUUUCGAAAUCAAAGUGCAAGCUGGCUAUAUUCACGAAGGUUGAAUGGAUAUCACAGCCUUACCUCAUCAGUAGCAUUAUUGAGCGGCAAGCAAUGAAGGAACUAGAACAAGGCUCGUUGGAUUUGAUAGACCUAGUAUCCGACCAAGUUAAACGGCUAGGCCCCUACCCUACAACGAAAGGCGCCAUUUCCAUGUUUGGAAAUAUCGGACACCAAACAGAGACGUCAAAUAUCACGGGCAUAUCCGAAAAACUAAGACAACAACUACAACGUCCACUGAAACAGAGCGGCCUGUUUCCUUUACUAUUAGAAACUUCGGGAUCACUCUUCCAAUCAGCGGUAUCCUCCUUGAUCAUUUGGUUCUGGGCUCUUCUUCGUUGGGGUUGGAAGGUAUCCAACGCUAAUAAAACCAUUCUGUUACUUUUGAUCCUCAGCCUUUUGGCUAAUGGAUUCCACUCGUGGCGUGAUACUCUUGAUUGGUGGCAGGAGCGUAACGCAUCUAACUUUAUGGCUCGCCUUGGUGUCCGUCCGAAUAUAGUUAUGGGGAAAGCAGUUUACCUCAGGGACAUGGAUGAUACUGUUGCAAUGUCAGCAGGUAUCCAAGGCUUCAAUAGCAGCACCUGUUUUUCAACCUUCCGUGAGGAAAAUGGAUUGAUGAGGAAUGAUCUACUGUUACCACCAUCAGGAACGCCUGCUCGCAAUAAGAUCUCGCAGAGUGCUGCUUAUCGACUCCAGCGCACCCGCGAAAGACUUGGAUCCUACCGCCAUAACCUCCUGGUAGGUUUGAGGGUGGUGAAUAGCAUUGAGAAAGAAGUUCUUCAGCUAGAAUGGGAGCGCUGGCUCCGUCGAGAAACUCGAAGGUGCCAAUUGCUUGAUAUUAUGCUGAACGAACGUAUACAAUAUCACGAUAAUGACGACUAUGACGGAGUUUUGGGUAUUCGACGACAAAUUUUGUCCGGAAAUCAAGAAGAGAUCGAGAAGUGGUAUAAAGAGUAUUGUUCAAGUUGCCAACGGGAUCAGGAGCGGGUUUUUAUCGACAAUUAG